Penicillium brasilianum is the source of this 2340-nucleotide messenger RNA. NCBI's taxonomy places the organism in Eukaryota, Fungi, Ascomycota, Eurotiomycetes, Eurotiales, Aspergillaceae. The record is from the annotation of a GenBank genome assembly.
AUGCGGCGCCAUCCUCGGAGUGCACUGGGGAGCUGGUCCUCUUCAGCUCUCCCGCGACCUUUUAUCUCAUCAUGCACCCCAUGGUGUAACAGCGUCAACAUACGAUUCCAAAGCUCAAGCUCCGACUCCGAUAAACCAUUCCCUUCCCCCGACGAAUCGAACGAACGUGCCCCCCGUCGUCGCCGCCGUUCAGGGAGAGAUCCAAAACCUAAAAGGCUGCCUCUCAAUGUGGACUCACUUGGAAAACCCGGAGAGAUUGUGGUCGUGCCGACGAAGCGCCCUCGAACCUUAAAGGAUAGGUUGCGUGACAUGCAGAAUAGGGAGGAUGCGCGGACGCAGACGGAGACGCAGACGGUCACACUGAGCUCAAUGCUGGAAGAUUUGGAAGCAGAAUACGCGCCUUUAACUCCGAGUGCUAUUCAUGAACGCAUCGAGAGUCACAAAGCCUCCGAAGGGCUGAACGCAAAAAUGAAUGAGAGCGAAUGGGAGGCUGUACGAAACAGCUUAGCUUCAUCAUUCACCUACGCCCAAUUGUCGGAGUACAUCGAAGAGCAUGAACGGUACGAGUCCAAGGGCGACGGAACUGCAGGAAGAUGGAGGCCUGGUACAUCCGCUUUUUUGCACGCCAAUCCGGAGCUACACACGGGGGUUACGAAUCGAGUGGCUACAUCGCAAGACUUGAAGGGUAAAGCUUUGCUGGCAGAGCGGAUACUUCGUGAUUGCUGGCAAUUAUCGAUCGCCGACGAGGUUGGCCAGUUGGACCUCCGUCUGUCGCCUGCUCUCAUCGGGUUGCUGCUCAACGCAAAGCACUUUUCCUUCGACGAAGUGGCCACUAUGCACCAAUCCAGUAUUGACAUCACCAGCUCCCUUGGCUUGGUGAGGAUCACUGGCCGCCAGAAUGCUUGCGAGUCGAUGUGCGAAAUCGUCCUUGAUGCUAUAGCCAGAAUUCGAGAGGAGCCGACCGGUCUAGACACACUCACAUCACGCCCGGACUUGAAUCAAAUAUACCCCCCGACCUUAUUGGAAUGGAUCAGCAAGACAUAUGGCGUGGCUUUGGAAAAUGGUAGCUCGCAAGUUCCCGAAAAGAUCUUGUACCUUGCAGAGAACAAAGAUGGUGCAAACAAUGCGCGCAGGAUCCUCAAUCUCGCACUCCACGAGGUGACUCCUGCAUCGGUACCCUUCUCCACCUAUUUCCCUGCUUCGGAGCCUGCAAACAUAUACAACUACAAUCCAGAGGGCAGUGUGUCGUGGCUCGAUCGACAAAAGAAAUGGUUCCGAUGGGCCAUGCACUCUACACAGUCUACGGAGACUGAAAACAAUCCCACUCCUCUCUUUGAUGGUCACCAGACUCGACUUUCAGACCAUUUGUUGAACCUUCUUCGUCAGACACCUGUUCCAACUCCGAGUCUCGGAGGUGGUUUGAAAGCGCACGAGUCGGUGACUGCUGCCGUAGGCCGCUGCCUCUUCACUCAGAAACCCUCACUUGAAAAUUCGACCAUCACCCCUUCGCAGCUGGGAAAGCUAUCUCUUCCGAGAACUUUCUCCACUGACAUCCCUCGAAUUAUCAAUUUCCUGGCCUCCCUCCGGCCCAUCACCCCGGUGGUCGGAGCGCAAGUUCACAACAUUCGAUUGACUCCGUCCGCUGCAUAUGCCAGCCUUGCCCCGACUCUCGAUAUCAAGAUUGCUUCCAAACUCGGAAAAUCUCUGCUAAAUCCCGAAGACUCGUUCAAUGUGCAAAGCAUCAAGUUUAUCCGGGGUUCAACCGCCGUUGAUUAUCUCUUGCCGGAGAACGGCCUCGAUCUCCGGUUUACUCGCACAGUCUAUCACGAGCUUUCAGGAGAUGCCCUUGAGGAAUCGGUCGAGUACCUAGAUUUCGUCAGGAACAUCGAAUCCUCCCUGCGUAGUAUCAUUGGCUCUGCCGUGACAUCGCAUGACUCGACGCCAUUGCCGGUAUUCUGUCAAGUCUUACUUCCCAGCAACUUCGUCCAGCCUGGAGCAUCAACUGGCGGUAGCCCCUCGAUCACGGCGGAGUACAUGUUACCACCCAUUCAAAACCCGCGCGGCUCUGCUCUCCAGCUCUACGAACUCGGCGAUCGACAACUCCGCUACAGUUACUCCGAGACCGGGCCGUUCCUGCCCGCUCGUACCAUCGACGUAUCCCUCGACAUGCGCAUCCCCAGCAUCUCCACUCAGGGAAUGGAUGGUGAUCAGUCUCAACCCUCGCUGGAGACGGAAUUCCACUCUUUCUAUAACGCAGCGUGUCGCAUGGCCUUUGAUAUCCAUGGUUCGAAGUUGUUGAGUUUACAGAAUGAGGAUCUCGAACCGCAUGUUAUGUAUUAA